AUGGGCAACAGCUUUUCCAACAUCUCCGCCUUCCAGUCCCUCCACAUCGUCAUGCUGGGUCUGGACUCGGCGGGGAAGACCACGGUGCUCUACCGGCUGAAAUUCAACGAGUUCGUCAACACGGUGCCCACCAUCGGCUUCAACACGGAGAAGAUCCGGCUGAGCAACGGCACGGCCAAGGGCAUCAGCUGCCACUUCUGGGACGUGGGCGGCCAGGAGAAGCUCAGGCCCCUGUGGAAGUCCUACAGCCGCUGCACGGACGGCAUCAUCUACGUGGUGGACUCGGUGGACGUGGACCGGCUGGAGGAGGCCAAGACCGAGCUGCACAAGGUGACCAAGUUCGCGGAGAACCAGGGCACGCCGCUGCUGGUCAUCGCCAACAAGCAGGACCUGCCCAAGUCCCUGCCCGUGGCCGACAUCGAGAAGCAGCUGGCCCUGCACGAGCUCACGCCCUCCACCACCUACCACGUCCAGCCGGCGUGCGCCAUCAUCGGCGAGGGGCUGCACGAGGGCAUGGACAAGCUCUACGAGAUGAUCGUGAAGAGGAGGAAAUCCCUCAAGCAGAAGAAGAAGCGGUAA
Messenger RNA from Menidia menidia (Atlantic silverside), 579 nucleotides. The record is from the annotation of a GenBank genome assembly. Lineage: Eukaryota; Metazoa; Chordata; Actinopteri; Atheriniformes; Atherinopsidae.